AUGAGUGUCGUUGGAAUAGAUUUCGGUGCUCAGAGCACCAAGGUCGGCGUUGCCCGUAACAAGGGUAUCGACAUUAUCACCAAUGAAGUUUCCAACAGAUCGACUCCCACCCUCGUGGGUUUCAACGCCCGCAGCAGAGCUCUUGGUGAGGCUGCUAAGACGCAAGAGACCUCUAACCUCAAGAACACCGUCGGCAACCUCAAACGUCUGAUCGGUCGUUCCUUCAACGAUCCCGAUGUUCAGCUCGAGCAGGAAUACAGCACCGCUGCCCUUUGUGACGUCAAUGGCCAGGCCGGUGUCGAAGUCAGCUACCUGGGAAAGAAGGAGAAGUUCACGGCGACCCAGCUGGUUGCCAUGUACCUGACCAAGAUCCGGGAUAUCACCUCCAAGGAGCUGAAGCUUCCCGUCUCCGACGUCACCAUCAGCGUGCCCGCCUGGUUCACCGAUGUUCAGCGUCGGGCCAUGAUCGAUGCCGGUGAGAUCGCGGGUCUCAAGGUCCUGAGACUGAUCAACGACACGACGGCCACUGCCCUUGGAUACGGUAUCACCAAGCUGGAUCUUCCUGGCCCCGAGGAGAAGCCUCGUCGCGUUAUGUUCGUCGACAUCGGUCACAGCGACUACACCGCUUCCAUUGUCGAGUUCAGAAAGGGCGAGCUGAACGUCAAGGCUACCGCUUGCGACCGUCACUUCGGUGGUCGUAACUUUGACCGUGCUCUGACUGAGCACUUCGCCGACGAGUUCAAGGAGAAGUUCAAGAUCGACGUCCGCACGCACCCUAAGGCGUGGGCCCGUACUCUGGCCUCCGCCGAGAAGAUGAAGAAGGUUCUCUCGGCCAACCCUGCCGCCCCCAUGAGCAUCGAGUCCCUGAUGGAAGACGUUGAUGUGCGCGCCAUCGUCAAGCGUGAGGAGCUCGAGACCAUGGUGAAGCCUCUCCUCGAUCGUGUCACGGUUCCCAUCGAGCAGGUCCUCGCUGAGGCGAAGAUGAAGCCCGAGGAUAUCGACCACAUCGAGAUGGUGGGUGGCUGCACUCGUGUGCCCGCCAUCAAGGACGCCAUCAGCAAGUUCUUCGGCAAGAACCUCUCCUUCACCCUUAACCAGGACGAGGCCAUCGCCCGUGGUUGCGCCUUCAGCUGCGCCAUCCUCUCCCCCGUUUUCCGUGUGCGCGACUUCGCCGUGCACGAUAUCGUGUCUUACCCCAUUGAGUUCACCUGGGAGCAGUCUCCCGAUAUCCCUGAUGAGGACACCAGCCUCACGGUCUUCGGCAAGGGCAAUGUUCUCCCCUCCACCAAGAUCCUCACUUUCUACCGCAAGCAGCCUUUCGACCUCGAGGCUCGCUACGCCGAACCCGAAAACCUGCCCGGAAAGAUCAACCCUUGGGUUGGCCGCUUCUCUGUCAAGGGUGUCAAGGCUGAUGCCAAUGAUGACUUCAUGAUCUGCAAGCUCAAGGCUCGUUUGAACUUGCACGGUAUCCUGAACCUCGAAUCCGGCUACUAUGUUGAGGAUAUGGAGGUCGAGGAGCCCGUCCCCGAGGAAGGUGACAAGAAGGAUGGUGAUGCCAUGGACACCGACGCCACCAACGGAGAGCAGCCCAAGAAGACUCGCAAGGUCAAGAAGCAGGUUCGCAAGGGUGACCUGCCCAUCUCGGCUGGCACCUCUUCGAUCGACCAGUCUGUCAAGGAGGCCUUCAUCGAGCGUGAGAACGCCAUGUACAUGGAGGACAAGUUGAUCGCCGAGACCGAUGAGAAGAAGAACGAGCUUGAGUCGACCAUCUACGAGCUUCGUGACAAGAUCGACGGUGUCUACUCCGAGUUCGCCAGCGAGGAGGAGAAGGACAAGCUGCGGUCUAAGCUGACCGACAUGGAGGAUUGGCUGUACGAGGAGGGUGAAGACACCACCAAAUCCAUCUACGUGGCCAAGUUGGAUGAGAUCCGGUUUAUCGCCGGCCCCAUCAUCCAGCGUCACCGCGAGAAGCUGGAGGCUGAGCGCCAGGCCAUCCUGAAGGCCCAGGAGGAGGAAGCCGCUAAGAAGCGUGCUGAGGCCGAGGCUGCGAAGAAGGCCGCUGAGGAGGCCGCCAAGGAGUCUCAGGGCGAGAAGGCUGAUGCAGAGAUGAAAGAUGCCCCGGCUGAAGGCGAGGCGACGCCCGAGAAGACGGAAGCCGAGGAGAAGCAGUAA
Messenger RNA from Aspergillus terreus NIH2624, 2172 nucleotides. RefSeq names its product Hsp70 chaperone Hsp88 (gene hsp88). Lineage: Eukaryota; Fungi; Ascomycota; Eurotiomycetes; Eurotiales; Aspergillaceae. The coding region runs from base 1 to 2172 and encodes 723 amino acids. Gene Ontology annotation, molecular function: ATP-dependent protein folding chaperone; ATP binding. The transcript is spliced from 5 exons. Gene Ontology annotation, cellular component: nucleus; cytosol. Gene Ontology annotation, biological process: protein folding. The record is from RefSeq and is a predicted model, not a curated record.